AUGGUCGCUCCCAUCACUGACUCCUUGACAGUAUAUCCGGGUGCACUGUUCAGAGGUUUGGAUCACGAGCUUACCCGCAUUCUCCGUCGCUAUGUACCUGGUAUCAUCAAAGGCGGUGCUAUUGCACUGCUAUCUUGGAUUUUCAUCAGGCUCGCGAAGCAACUCCAUUCUUGUAUCAAGCCGUUACCUUUUCCCGGCCCCAAGGGAAGUCCGAUUUGCGGAAUGGCCUUCAAACUGGAUCCGAAAAGAGCCCUAACUUCCAUGAGUGCCUGGGUCAAGGAAUUCGGUGAAACGAUCUCAUUCCGAGUCUUCUCGAAGACCUUCGUUGUCACCAAGAAUCACGAUACUCUCCAACAAAUAUUCAGAGACUCGAGUAAAGGACUCUUCGUACGGCAAUUCAACACCCUGGGACUACUACCCGAGUCCGGCAUCUUCCUCACACACGGUCAAGCGUGGGGGGAAGGCAGAAGGAGGGUCGACCCAAUACUCGCUGAGACGAAUGUUCGCGGCUUGGUCCCCGCAAUGUCCCAAAUGUCACGGAGGCUGGUUAACGUGCUUUCUGCUAUGAGUGACUGCGCUGGACAAGUUCACGACUGGGAGCCCCAUGGAUUGCUGCAACUGACAGCAUUGGACUUCACAUUCGCCACACACUUUGGGAAAGACUUCAAUUUCCUAAGUCCACUAGAUACCAACGGAGCAGCCGAUCGGGAGUACACCUUGGGCGCUUUUCAAGAUUUCUUGACGGGCUUCGAUUUCAUCCUCAAACAUCAGGCUCUAGGGCCUCUCCUGCAGAAUAGGUACCCGAAUAAGCUAAGCCAGAAAGUGGCCAAGUUCUACUCGUCUGUGGCGAAAGUGGAAACUUCUGCGAGAGAAAUCAUCGAACAGAGAAAGAAGGAAUUGUCUGAAGGGGCUGAACCCAAGUGUACCGUUUUGGACAAGUUGAUCGCCGAGAAGAGGCUAGACUUGGCAUGGAAUCUCAUAACUUUCACGCUGAGUGGGGGCACUUCGGUACCCUCGAACAUCGAGUGGUUCCUCUAUCUGAUGUGUAUAAACCAAGAUGCUCAGAAGAAGGCCAGGGCCGAAGUUGACGCUCUUGGAAAAGAUCCAACCGAUAACGACGAUCUUGACAAACUACGAUACGUCGAGGCAUGUGUGUUGGAAACUCUCCGUAUGAAUAACUCGACCCCUGGUCCUCUCCCUUAUCUAACCACAGCGCCCUACACCAUUGAGGGGAGAGAACUUGAAGCUGGGACGGUAUUGAUAAUGAUGACUGGUGAAGCUAUGAAGAGUAAAAUCCAUGGCGGAGAGGAAUUCAGGCCCGAAGGUUGGUUCGUUCCCGGUACCGGUGAUAUCGAUCGUCAAAGAGCACGAAAUCAUUGGGCUUUCACUGGGAGUCCCCGUAGAUGUCCAGGACAGUAUCUCGCUAUGAAGAGUGUAUAG
Perkinsus marinus ATCC 50983 is the source of this 1440-nucleotide messenger RNA. Its product is annotated as cytochrome P450, putative. The transcript is spliced from 9 exons. The record is from RefSeq and is a predicted model, not a curated record. Gene Ontology annotation, molecular function: monooxygenase activity; iron ion binding; oxidoreductase activity, acting on paired donors, with incorporation or reduction of molecular oxygen. Bases 1 to 1440 code for a protein of 479 amino acids. NCBI's taxonomy places the organism in Eukaryota, Perkinsozoa, Perkinsida, Perkinsidae.